Durusdinium trenchii is the source of this 776-nucleotide messenger RNA. Lineage: Eukaryota; Dinophyceae; Suessiales; Symbiodiniaceae. The record is from the annotation of a GenBank genome assembly.
CAAGCUGUGAGCGUUAGUGGCUCAAGGGGUUCCCAACCUUCGUCGUUGCAGCACCCACUCUGCCGCUACCAUGGCUUUCGUUCGCAGCUUCCGCCGCUGUGCUGAGAAGGUGCCAGAUGUCUUCAUGCAGUUCGGCUUGGAGCAGCAGUUCCGAUUUGUCAGUCAUCCCGGCAUCAUGGUGGUCUCAAAGCUCUUGGAAAUGAGGACCAUUGCCCAGAUGCGUGCGUCCUUUUCGCAGGACAACAUCGAACAAAUGAAGAAUUUUGAUCCGGAACUUGCCCGAAAAGCGCAGAUCGCAUAUGACAACAAGUUGCCGGUGAAUUUCCAGCAGCUGGAGCUCAUUGAGGACAUUUUGCCGCGGCUGCUGGAGGAGAAGAAGCAGCUCGAGGCCGCCCGCACCGAAGUGGCCAAGCUCCCCGUGGGUGGGCCCUACGAGAUGCCCAAGAGCGUGGAUGUCAGCGCAUGCCGCCCGAUCCCUGGACAGAAGGAUGUUCAGGGCACCUUGAUCGAGUUGGCAGAGGUCAAGUAUCCUGGGCUGGCGGCGCAGGUCUCUCCUGGCCUCAAGGACUCCUUCGAGAAAGCGAAACAGCUUGGAGGUGGAGCCAGCACAGCGAUUCCUGCUAAGAAGUGACCGCCUUUUACACAAAUCUGAGAGCAGUUAGGGAACGGAUUGGAAGAACUGUUAGUGAUGUUCUGCUAAUCUGCUAGUUCUUGUAUGUUACUGCUAGUUUUAUACUGCUACAACAGUAGUACAGUAGCUCUCCUCUCUUUAUCCA